This is a messenger RNA of Panicum virgatum (switchgrass), 5081 nucleotides long. Its product is annotated as leucine-rich repeat receptor-like protein kinase PEPR2. Bases 623 to 4039 code for a protein of 1138 amino acids. Gene Ontology annotation, biological process: protein phosphorylation. The transcript is spliced from 2 exons. NCBI's taxonomy places the organism in Eukaryota, Viridiplantae, Streptophyta, Magnoliopsida, Poales, Poaceae. Gene Ontology annotation, molecular function: protein kinase activity; protein binding; ATP binding. The record is from RefSeq and is a predicted model, not a curated record.
UAUUUUUCUUAUCUCAUCUAUUACAAGCUAUCUUGUUCGUUUAUCUAAUGAAAUGCCAAAGAAUCCUAUUCCUAUAUGUGGAUUUAUAUAUCGUUUGAUUUUUGCUAUUUCUAAUUUUAAUGAUGUAGUUGUAUCGUAGUUCUUGGAUGGAGUCCUUUUUCUUAGUUGGUUAUGUUUGGUUGCACAAGCUGCUCCACCACACCAUGUAUGGACAUUGGACAAUAUCGGUUGAGAAUUAGAUUGUAAGGCACAUCUUAGAUCUUACAUAUGAAAAAGUGGAAAACGUACAGAUAGUGAGCAAAGCCGUUGCUUUUUCUUAGUGUUUAAAAGAUAUUCUUUGAUACUCACACACUUAAAAAAAAGUUCUGACAAAAUAAUGGUGACAGCUUUAUUGUGUUCUGUUUACUUUUGGAUGUUCCAUUUCGCAUCUUCUUCUCGGCAUAGUACUUUUUUUUAUUAAGUUUUAUUCUUGGGCCUUAAUGGUUGCGCGCGAUGGCCUUCUUCUUCCUCCCUCCUCCCUCCUCCCUCCAUAUGAGCAGCCAUCCACCAGCAUCCAACUCGCACGCCGACCAAAGCAGCAGUCAAACGAAAAGGCUGACGAGCCCCAGCUCUUUCCUGACACAUGUCGCGCGCGUCCUCCCUCACCCUCCUCUUCCUGCUGCUCCUCAUUGCAAUCCCGCCCGCCACCUCGGCCACCCCGCCGGCGUCGAACACCUCCGCCGCCGCCGUCCUCCUCUCCUUCCUCGCUGCCCUGCCGCCGGCCUCCCAGCGCCUCCUCCUCCCGUCAUGGAACACCAGCGGCGGCGGCGCCAACUCGGCCGCGGCCGGCGCGCAUUGCGCGUUCCGUGGCGUCACCUGCUCCGCGGCCGGCGCCGUGACCGCGCUCAACCUCACCGACGCCAGCCUCGCAGGGGACCUCGCGGCCUCGGCGCCGCUGCUCUGCGCGCUCCCGGAGCUCGCGGCGCUCGACCUGAGCCGGAACAACUUCACGGGCGCCGUCCCCGCCGCGCUCGCCGCGUGCUCCGGCGUCGCCACGCUUCUCUUCCCCGGCAACGCGCUCUCUGGCGCCCUUCCGCCGAAGCUGCUCUCCUCGCGCCAGCUCCAGAAGCUGGACCUCAGCUUCAACGCGCUCGCCGGAGAGAUCCCGGCGCCCUCCGCCGGUGGCUCCUCGCCUCUGCAGUACCUCGACCUCAGCCACAACACCCUCUCCGGCGCCAUCCCUUCCGAGCUCACCGCGCUCCCGGAGCUCAACCACUUGGACCUGGGCUUGAACCGCCUCUCCGGGCAAUUGCCAGAGUUCCCGGUACAUUGUGGGCUCCAGUUCCUCAGCGCCUACGGCAACCAGAUCGCCGGUGAGCUCCCCCGGAGCCUCGGCAACUGCGGCAACCUCACCGUCCUGUUUCUGUCCACCAACAAGAUUGGGGGAACGGUGCCAGAUAUCUUCGGCUCCCUACCGCGACUGCUGAAGCUGUACCUUGCCGACAAUGCUUUCACCGGGGAGCUGCCGGCGAGCAUCGGCAAGCUUGUCAAUUUGGAGAAGCUGAUGGUGUCCACAAACGGGUUCACUGGGCCUGUCCCGGACUCCAUUGGGAAUUGUCAGUCACUGACAACAUUGUGGAUGCAUUCCAAUCAGUUCAACGGCUCGAUUCCGGCGCAUAUUGGCAAUCUCAGCAGAUUAGAGUGGUUCACUCUCAAGGAUAAUCUUAUCACAGGCACUAUUCCGCCCGAAUUAGGCAAGUGCCAGGAAUUGACCCAGCUUGAGCUCCACAACAACUGCCUUUCUGGGGUCAUACCGCCAGAGAUCGCCCAGCUAAGGAAGCUGAAACUGCUGUCCCUCUUCAAGAACAGGCUUGAGGGACCUGUCCCCGCGGCAUUGUGGCGAAUGGGUGGCUUGGACGAAUUGCAUCUCUACAAUAAUAGCCUAAGUGGAGAGGUUCCUGCAGAGAUUACUCUUAUGAGUAGCCUAAGAAACCUCACCCUUGCAUACAACAACUUCAGCGGUGAGCUCCCACAAGCCCUUGGCUUCAACACAACGCCAGGACUUCAGUCGCUUGAUUUCACUGGCAACCACUUCGGUGGUACAAUUCCAUCUGGCCUCUGCAGUGGAGGUCAGCUGAAGGUUCUCGAUCUUGGGCACAACCAAUUUACUGGGGGCAUUCCCAGUGACAUUUUCAAGUGCCAGUCUCUCUGGAGGGUCCAACUGGGGGACAAUCUAUUCACUGGGAGCUUGCCUUCAGAUCUGGGGAUAAACACUGGGUGGUCUUUUGUGAAGUUGAAUGGCAAUCGGUUUGAGGGAAGGAUACCAGGUGUGUUUGGUUCAUGGCGCAACCUCACAGUACUUGAUUUAUCUGGCAACAAAUUCUCUGGUACAAUACCACGUGAGCUCGGUGCUCUAAGCAUUCUUGGGGUUCUGCGCUUGUCGUCAAACAGACUGACAGGAUCAAUACCACAAGAGUUGGGAAACUGCAAGAGGCUUUUCCAUUUGGAUCUCCAAAACAACUUUCUUAAUGGAAGUAUACCCACAGAGAUCAUAGCACUAGAUAGUCUGAAGAAUCUUUUACUUGGGGGAAACAAGCUCAGUGGAGGGAUUCCAGACUCCUUUGCUGCAACUCAGGAUCUUCUUGAGUUGCAGCUUGGCAGCAAUUCUUUGGAAGGAGCUAUCCCAUGGAGCUUAGGCAAUCUUCAGUUCAUCUCCCAAAUAGUAAACAUCAGCAACAACAGAUUGAGCGGCCAAAUCCCAAGUAGCCUCGGCAACCUAAAGAUGCUGGAAAUGCUUGACUUGUCCAAGAAUUCUUUGUCUGGCCCAAUUCCAUCACAACUGAACAACAUGAUCUCUCUAACUUUUGUGAACUUGUCGUUCAAUGAUUUCUCCGGUCAGCUCCCUUCUGGCUGGGUUAAGAUUGCUGAACGGUCACCAGAUGGCUUCUCGGGAAAUCCUCAUUUGUGCAUACAAUCUGAAAAUGCACCUUGUUCCAAGAAUCGGUCUGGGAGACAGAGAAGGAGCAACAUUCGAAUAAUUGUAGCAUUGCUAGUGUCAGCUCUCGCUGUCAUGGCUUCUGGGCUAUGUUUUAUUCAUUACAUGGUGAAGAGGUCGCGGCGUCGAUUGGCAAACCAUGUCUCAGUGCGGGGCUUGGACACAACAGAAUUACCAGAAGACUUGACCUAUGAUGACAUCCUCCGAGCCACUGAUAACUGGAGCGAGAAGUAUGUGAUUGGAAGAGGACGGCAUGGCACAGUGUAUCGGACAGAGUUUGCUCCAGGAAGGCUGUGCGCAGUCAAGACAGUUGAUCUUUCCCAGUUCAAGUUCCCAAUUGAGAUGAAGAUUCUUAACAUGGUAAAGCAUCGGAACAUCGUGAAGAUGGAGGGUUAUUGCAUCCGUGGCAACUUUGGCAUAAUUCUUUCUGAGUACAUGCCUGAGGGGACACUCUUUGAGCUAUUGCAUCAAAGGAAACCUCAAGUGCCCCUCGACUGGAAGGUCCGGCAUCAGAUCGCCCUAGGUGCAGCACAGGGCUUGUCCUAUCUUCACCAUGACUGUGUGCCUAUGAUUGUUCAUAGGGAUAUCAAAUCAAGCAACAUACUGAUGGACACUGAGUUGGUGCCUAAGUUAGCAGACUUUGGCAUGGGCAAGAUUGUAGGUGAAGAUGAUGCAGAUGCGACAGUGUCUGUUGUUGCUGGCACCCUUGGCUACAUUGCUCCAGAGCAUGGAUACAACACAAGAUUGACUGAGAAGAGUGAUGUCUACAGUUAUGGUGUGGUGCUACUCGAACUCUUGUGCAGGAAGAUGCCCAUUGAUCCUGCAUUUGGAGACGGUGUGGACAUUGUGGCAUGGAUAACAUCAAACUUGGUGCACGAAGAUCACUGCAGCGUGAUGAACUGUCUGGAUGAGGAGAUCUUGUACUGGCCCGAAGAUGAGCAGGCAAAGGCAUUUGACUUGCUGGAUCUGGCGAUAUCCUGCACUCAAGUGGCAUUCCAAUCCAGGCCAUCCAUGAGGGAGGUGGUAAGCAGCUUGAUGAGGAUAGAAGAUCAGUAUAGCAAAUGAAGAGAAGCUGUCAAUUUAGUUAUAUAUGAGAUGAAAUGUCUUCGAAUAAUGAUGCAUAUGAUUGAAACCACAAUUGUACAGUUUCUUAAAGGGUGCUGUGAUUAUUUGUCAAAGAUUUAGCUUGAUAUUGUACAAACUAGACUCAGAAACUACAGUAAACAGCAUCGCAGAAAAAAAUGUUGAUUAUCGCUAACAAUAUUGGUUACAGCAAGUGAUCGAGGUAUCAAGUACUAUAUUACAGCAUCAACCAACUCCUGGUUACUUCGAUCAUGCUUCUGAUCAGCCUGAUGCAUUUGCAGUACUUUGUCAAAGGCAUGUUAUUAUCAAUAAUAGAGUAAUCUUACUGUUUCAAAAACAUCAAGUUUAUAUUCCCCAGAGGGAAAAGCAACAGAAGAAGCAUUCGACACAUUUGAAGUUUAUGCUUCAUUUAGAACCCAAUCUGGAUACAAGCAACAGUGUAAAUUACAAUAUCGAUUCAGACUGUGUUACCUAAAUGUCCAUCGAGCAGUUUGGGGGCAUGGAGAAAAGUGUAUUAAGAGGCUGCAUUCGUAGUGUGACCAUUAGGACCUGCAAUUGGUUUGGCUCUUCGUCUCCAUGGACUAUGUUUCUGAAAAUUUUGAGAAAAAAAGGUUGCUAUUCAGGCUCGGAAAGAUAAACGGAGGCCUAAUCACAGAGUCUGAACAGCUUCUGUGCCCACUCAUCCUGCAGACCUGCACGGCAUCUUAAUCCCUGGCCUCUCCAAGAUACAAGAGCACCCGUCGGGGAGGGAGGCAGGCAGAAGAGGGAUACGGGCCGAACAAAAACUACAUCCCGUAGUUUCACAUUGUCAGCAUUUGCUUGGCUGAGAUUUGAAGAUAACGAUUGCACCAUUGAUGGAAAAAAUUGGAUGCUUCCCCUUGGUAAUUUAUUCUUGGAUCAAUGUGUAAUUUAUGGAUACUGGUACAUUUUUGUGUAAUUUAUGAAUACUGGAGUGCUUUGUGAACAAGUGAUGAAUGUGAUCAUGUUCUUGCUUCAAUGUUUGAAUGUUCAGGAGCUCCAUUUA